Messenger RNA from Momordica charantia (bitter melon), 1686 nucleotides. RefSeq names its product cytokinin dehydrogenase 3. The record is from RefSeq and is a predicted model, not a curated record. Gene Ontology annotation, molecular function: FAD binding; cytokinin dehydrogenase activity. Gene Ontology annotation, biological process: cytokinin metabolic process. Lineage: Eukaryota; Viridiplantae; Streptophyta; Magnoliopsida; Cucurbitales; Cucurbitaceae.
UAUAACAAUUAUUUCUUCUUCUUUCUUCAUCUCGAAUUUAUUGUUUCAUUUUUCGAAUUGAUAAAGAUGACCGAGAAUCUUCCAGUUCCAGCUUAUUUCAUCGUCACUUUUUUCAUAAGCCGUUUAAAAUCCAGCAUGGGCAAAUCCAAGCCAUGGACUAGCUUCCACCUGCAGCCAAACAAGCUCCGGCUCCGAGACGAUCCCGAAGCUUUAAACUCGGCCUCCACCGAUUACGGAAACAUGGUCAAGGAAACACCCGCCGCGGUUCUAAACCCUUCUUCCAUAAACGACGUCGUCCAGCUGAUUUCCUACGCCUACAACAAUCCCAUUCCCUUCCAAAUAGCGGCGAGAGGGCAAGGGCACUCUGUCCGCGGCCAAGCCAUGGCCCGGGACGGAGUAGUGAUCGACAUGUCGUCGUUGCGGCGUAAUCGGGCCACGCCGGGAAUCACCGUCUCCACGGGGGAAUUCUACGCCGACGUGGGCGGAGAACAGCGCUGGAUCGACGUGUUGAACGCCACGUUGGAAUAUGGGCUCACGCCGGUUUCGUGGACGGAUUAUUUGUACAUAACCGUUGGCGGGACGCUGUCGAACGCCGGCAUCAGCGGCCAAACUUUCCGGUACGGGCCGCAGGUCAGCAAUGUGGUGGAGAUGGAUGUCGUCACCGGGAAGGGGAAUAUGGUGACUUGCUCUGCCAAAAGGGAUUCUGAGCUUUUCCAUGCCGUUCUUGGAGGGUUGGGUCAAUUUGGAAUUAUUGCUCGGGCCAGAAUCGUUUUGGAACGGGCUCCAACAAGGGUUAAAUGGGUACGAAUGCUGUACAGUAACUUUUCCGAAUUCGCCAAGGAUCAAGAGAAUUUGAUCUCACUGCACGGAAGGAAACAAGAGAAUGCACUGGAUUACCUCGAGGGUUUGGUUCUGCUGCAUCACGGUUCACCGGAUAACUGGCGCUCCUCCUUCUUCCCGCCGUCCGACCAUCCCAGAAUAAUCGCAUUGGCUAAUCAAAACUCUCUAAUUUAUUGCCUUGAAGUUGUCAAGUAUUAUGAUGAUAGUACUCAGUCUAUCGUAGACAAGGAGGUUGAUGCAUUAUUGGAAGGGUUAGGUUAUGAGAGGGGAUUCAAAUUUGAGAAAGAUGUGAGCUACGUGGAAUUUCUAAAUAGGGUUCGAAGUGGAGAGCUUAAGCUUCAAUCCCAAGGACUUUGGGACGUUCCUCAUCCAUGGCUAAAUCUCUUCAUACCCAAAUCUCGUAUCUCCGAUUUCGACUCUGGUGUCUUUAAAGACAUAGUUUUAAGGCAUAACAUAACCAAAGGACCUGUCCUCAUCUAUCCCAUGAACCGAUCCAAAUGGGAUAGUAGGAACUCUACCGUUAUACCAGAUGAAGAAGUGUUCUACACGAUAGGGUUUUUGCAUUCAAGUGGGUUUGGAGAUUGGAAAUCGUUCGAUGAACAGAACGAAGAGAUAUUAGAAUUUUGUGCAAAAUCUGGCAUUGAAAUCAAACAAUAUCUCCCUCAUCACAACACAAAACAACAAUGGAUCCACCAUUUUGGUUCCAAAUGGACAACUUUCCAGGAAAGGAAAAUGAAGUUUGAUCCCAAACAUAUUCUCUCUCCUGGACACAAAAUUUUCAAUGCCUGAGAUUUUUUACCCUCGCCGUGUAAGGAAAAAAUCAAAUAAAUAUAAUAGGUAGUAAAC